Gekko japonicus is the source of this 3160-nucleotide messenger RNA. RefSeq names its product homeobox B9 (gene HOXB9). Gene Ontology annotation, molecular function: RNA polymerase II cis-regulatory region sequence-specific DNA binding; DNA-binding transcription factor activity, RNA polymerase II-specific. Gene Ontology annotation, biological process: embryonic skeletal system morphogenesis; proximal/distal pattern formation; DNA-templated transcription. The transcript has 2 exons. Gene Ontology annotation, cellular component: nucleus. NCBI's taxonomy places the organism in Eukaryota, Metazoa, Chordata, Lepidosauria, Squamata, Gekkonidae. The record is from RefSeq and is a predicted model, not a curated record. Bases 25 to 843 code for a protein of 272 amino acids.
GUGGUGCUUCUAUGGGGCAGAGGCAUGGAUAGCCACCAAUCCGGGCUGCGCUUCCUUCCGCCUCCUUUCCACCACCCAGGCUGGAGAAGUCAUCCCCACCAUGAAUUCCUUGCUCCCAAGAUCAGCUCUUCUUGUUUAUACGCGCCGAGGCGCAAAGAACAGGCGCCGUCUUGCUUGGAGUUCGAAGCUGGCAAGUUCCCUCCGACCCUCCAGCCCCCGGUGUCUCCUCUCCCUGGGCUGGAGCGGAAAGAACCGGCUUUCUCGGCCCGCCAGGGUAGACCUCCGCAGCCCAGCUUCGCCUCCAGCGCCCUUCAACAGCCUUCGUUAAUCGUCUUUCCUCCGCCGCGGCCACCUUGCGGAGAAUUAACUUCCGCCGCUCCGAACGGGACUCGACUAGGAGGAAGCCCUUCACCUUCGGACUUCGCAGAGAAAAGAAACUACGAGAUGUCCAUCCUACUGAAACCUAACUAUGGAUCAGGGAGGCGCAAAGGAAGACAAGAAGACGAGGAGGAGGAAGAGGAGGAGGAAGAAGAAGAAGAGGAAGAGAAAAAUUUCUUUCCUAAAGCCCCGUCUCUAGACCUAUCUCAACGCGAUCAAACUUCACAAGGUAACCCCGCGGCCAACUGGUUACACGCCCGCUCCUCACGGAAGAAACGAUGCCCCUACACUAAGUACCAGACCUUGGAACUGGAGAAGGAGUUUCUGUUCAAUAUGUACCUCACCAGGGACCGUAGACACGAAGUGGCCCGCCUCCUCAACCUGAGCGAAAGACAAGUCAAAAUCUGGUUUCAGAAUCGAAGGAUGAAGAUGAAGAAAAUGAACAAGGAGCAGGGGAAAGAAUGAAGGUUCCCUUGCCCGGCCCCUCCUCUUGUCUCCACCCCAAGUCUGAGCCCCGCUUAGAAACUGGUGUUUGUAUUUAUGGGCAAUGUUCUUCCAAGGGUGCUGGAGGUCGGGGCGGCGCAGGUGGGGAGGCGAGGGGAGCCAAGCAGAAACAGACUGCCCGGGUCGGUCGCAAAGGCGUUCAUAAUGAUGUUACACCUGUUCUGUUCUUUGGGGUCUUCUUUUUCCUUCUUUUAAAACUGUCCAGGAGGCAACUGCUACAGUGUGAGGAGUCGCAGUGGAGGGACUGGCAGAUGACUGACCAGAGUUUCAUGUUAACUCACGGGGCUCUCCCGGUGGCUUCUUGGGAGAGUCUCCCCAUAUUGUACUUCUUCCUCCCCCAGGCCAGACACUGUCCCAGACUAGGAGCCGGCCCGGUCCCCUGGGAAGUUCUCCUGAGCCAAGAGGAGGAAACCAAGGGAGACUGCGCUCCAGCACUGAGGCUCAGCAGGAUUUCCUGGAAGACGGUGCCCUGGCCUGGAAAGGCUUUCCAUAAUCCCAUGUUCCUGACACAGGGGACGGGCAUCAUAUAGAUCUAUAGCUGGAAUGAGCAGCGGAACUUGAAUGGAAGCCCAUUUGUUUGGCUAUCUUUUUUAGAGCACCUAAGCCGAUUUUCUGAUAGUUGGGAGCGGAAGGGCCACCACAGCACAUUUAAACACCCCCCCUUACUUUAAAAACAAGUCCAUAUGGGACAGCUGAGCGACUGUUCCCAACAGAAAUGCCUUGACGCAAUGCCUCCCAGGCCUGUGGGUAAGAGCCCCUUGGCUCCAAGCAAAACGGGGUCCUCUUCUUCUCCCCCUCAUUUGAACAGGCUUGCUCAGGAAUCCUUAAGAUACCCCAUAAAUUGGUCCUGACUUCUAAGGGGCAAGGCAGGACAUUUCUCCUCCUCCUGCUCCCACAGAUUGGCAAGAGGGGAGUGGAGAUGGAGGAGAGAUCGCCACCUUUGUCCUAGUGCCGAGGAUGGGGGUGCCCGCGAGUUCCUAGUGUUCCACUGUUUAUAAUUGAUUGGGGACAACCAGGAUUCAGAAAACCAGACAAGUGCCAAGCAUGGUUUGCGGAACUUCUCUGGACCUUUCUCCUUCUCCUCCUCCUUCACCCAGGUUUCUGCGGAGAAGUUUUGAUACUUGAACGUUCUAGAGAUAUUUCCGUCUGUGGCCCCGUGGCUCCUAGAGGACAUAGCCAUCUUCCGUGUCCACUGGAAAACCAAGUUUUGAAUGGCAUCAAAGUUCUUGAUGGCCCCUCUUAUGUGUGUUCAUGUAACAGACAGACAUCCGCAUUGUUUACAAAAGUCUCCUGAUUUCAUACUGGGAAGGCUGGGAAGAUUCUCAACUUUGAAAGCUCUGGUGGGGUCUCAUACGUCAGCUCUCCUGUCGACUCACGCCACAUAGGAUUCUGUUGUCCUUAUGACUGUUUCUAUUUAGCUUCCCUCCCCCCUCCCCUUCAUCGGUGGGACUUGGGGGGGGGAAAUAGGUAGUUAAGUAACUUAGUACAAAGUGAUCAGACGUUGUGUUUAUUUUUUAAGGAAAAUUCCGUGUUCGUGACUGUGCUUUUGUGAACGUUCCGCUAGUUUUUUCCUGUGGCUUUUUAGGACUAUAAAAAUGGGGUCUAUACCUGUUAGUUGCAGAGCUGGCGGGAUAUACAUGUAUAUAAUUUAUCUCCCUCCCCUUUCCUGUACUCCCACACUUAAACUACCAAUAUGUUUCUAGAAGUAACACUGUAUGUACUGACAAUUUUUUGGUAACAAAACGGAAGAGGGGUGGGGAACACAAGAGAUAGAUGAAAUUUAAUGUCUCUCUUUCAGGUAAUUUCUGGGCAAAGCGGUUCCAACGGAGAGAUCUAAUUUCAUAGAAUGUUGUAUAAGAUUUUUAUACCAUUUCUGCCUGAGGAUAAGCCCUUAUUCUGUAGAGAUUUGAUAGGCACAUUUUGAUCCUUGGAGGGACAGCCUUGCGGUUUUGCAGGAUUCUCCGAGGAUGGGGGGGAAACAAAUCUUUUAGGAUAGACUUCGGUGUAAAAUAUUCAGGAUUUUUUUCUUUAAAAAAGAAAAAAUAGGAGGUUUGAUGACUUUCCUCAAUACCCGUGGGGUUAUUUCCUAUCCCGAGCAAGAUUUCUUUCUUUUUUAAUAGGAUACCAGGCAAACAGUAAACGAAGUGCUUUUCUGUAAUAGCUCCAAACCUUAACUCUAGCAUGUGGCUCAAAUUUAGUCAAACUUCACCUUGUCUCACCACGUCAAUUUCGCAAACGGAAUUUCCGAGGAAGCCUCCUGUCCCCUCCCCACCUCACC